This is a messenger RNA of Odobenus rosmarus divergens (Pacific walrus), 324 nucleotides long. It is a transcript of the gene MRPL36, whose product is annotated as mitochondrial ribosomal protein L36. Bases 1 to 324 code for a protein of 107 amino acids. The record is from RefSeq and is a predicted model, not a curated record. Gene Ontology annotation, molecular function: structural constituent of ribosome. Lineage: Eukaryota; Metazoa; Chordata; Mammalia; Carnivora; Odobenidae. Gene Ontology annotation, biological process: ribosome biogenesis; translation. Gene Ontology annotation, cellular component: ribosome; mitochondrial large ribosomal subunit. The transcript has a single exon.
AUGGCAUCCGUGCUGGUGACGAAGGUGCUGGCGUCCGCCCUGAGCCCUCUGCUCCGUCGGAGGCCUCCCCCGGCGAUGCCCCGCGCGCUCUCCACUCUGCUGCCCGGACCCCUUCACACUGCAGGUGCCGCUGGUGCGAAGCCCAGGGCGUGGGGGCCCGCGGGGCUGCCCGGCCUGCAGCUGCCCGGCCUGCAGCUUGCCCUGGGGUUCAAGACCAAGGGCGUCAUCAAGGAGCGCUGCAGGGACUGUUACCGGGUGAAGAGGCGCGGGCGCUGGUUCAUCUACUGCAAAACGAACCCAAGGCACAAGCAGAGACAGAUGUAG